Osmia bicornis bicornis is the source of this 1695-nucleotide messenger RNA. Its product is annotated as chitinase domain-containing protein 1. The transcript has 9 exons. The coding region runs from base 275 to 1462 and encodes 395 amino acids. Gene Ontology annotation, cellular component: extracellular region. The record is from RefSeq and is a predicted model, not a curated record. Gene Ontology annotation, biological process: carbohydrate metabolic process. Gene Ontology annotation, molecular function: chitin binding; oligosaccharide binding. NCBI's taxonomy places the organism in Eukaryota, Metazoa, Arthropoda, Insecta, Hymenoptera, Megachilidae.
AAACUUAGUUUAGUUAAUCAAGAUUUAAUCGUAAUGGACAAUUCAAUGAUAGUUUUUAAUUAAAACGUAACAUAUAUAAGUACUUUCUUAUGAAUAAAUGUGUAAAUGGAAAUAUAAUGCGAUAACUAAGGUCAUUUUCUGUUUGGCUUAAUUUUUGAUGAAACGUUGACUGUUUUACCGAUGCGGUAUUCGGAGCAAUUCGGAGUUCGUCCUCCACCAUCACCAUCACCCUAAUGAUUUUGCUUAGUUAGUACUAAAAAAACAAAUAAUUAUUAUGAAUGUAUUAAGAUUAACAAUUGUUUUGAUAGUAUUUGUUGAAUUGUCAGAAUGUACAUUGUUACCGCCCAAAGAUAAAAGUAGUAAAAGGAAUAAAGGAAAAGUUGAAACUAAGAUAGGUCCUGUGAAUCAAGAUGUUUUUCAAAGAAAUUUAGUGGUGAAAAACAUUAAACCACAUGAUAUUAUUCGAGAAUCUGGCUUUUAUUUUUCUAAUACAACUCGUAGACGAUUUACUGGAGAUAUUUUAGGAUAUAUUACACCGUGGAAUAACAAUGGAUUUGAAAUCUCCAAAAUAUUUCAUGGAAAAUUCACAACGGUAUCACCAGUAUGGUUGUCAUUUCCAGACGGCAGUUGGCAAUUGUCAACCCAUGAUGUUCAGAAAAAGUGGUUGAAAGAAAUGAGAGCAUCAAAUAAUGAUGCUCAUUAUGUAAACAUUCUACCAAGAGUAUUAUUUGAACAUUGGUCAGUUAAUGAUAUUGUGAGAUUGUACAGUAACACUCAUAAACAGAUUCAAUUAAUUUCAUCGCUCAUAGAUACAGCAGAGACCUUUCAUUUUGAUGGAUAUGUUUUGGAAAUAUGGAAUCAGUUUAUAUUUACAGGUGUGGAUGCACAGAUUGUAAUAUCAAUAAUUCAGUCUAUUGCUCAACAGUUAAAAACUAAUAAUUUAGAUACAAUUUUAGCAGUACCACCAUCAAGAGGCCCAAAGGUUCAAUUAUUUAAUAAAGAUCAUUUUGAUCAAUUAUCACCAUACAUAAAAGCUUUCUCUUUAAUGACUUACGAUUAUUCAACUAUUCAACGUCCCGGACCUAAUAGUCCAGUUGAUUGGGUGAGGGAGUGUGUAAAAUUGUUAGUACCUGAAGACAGCCCUAAACGGGCUCAAAUACUGCUAGGUCUUAAUUUCUAUGGAUACAAUUAUACUCCCGAAGGUGGAAGAGCUAUCUUGGGUUCAGAAUAUCUGAAAAUCCUUGAAACCUUCAAAGGGAAAAUUCAGUGGGAUGAUAACAGCAAAGAACAUUUUUUCGAAGCAAAGUCGUCGGGGGGCAGUGGAAUUGUCUUUUAUCCCACAUUGUACUCUAUUUUCCAACGACUGGAUCUUGCUGCCGAAUUGGGUACAGACACCUCGAACGUUGAAGAACGGUUUCACUUGGAUCGUACACUUCGAGGGGGCUCUUCGGGCUUCUACUAACGUGAAAUUUCAAGACACGUUUAACGUGAUAGUAAUGAGGAUGAAACGACGAUCGUUAACAAUUUUAAGGUUUUCUAUAUAAGUAAUCAAGUUUUUCAAAGAAAAUUUCAUUGCGAAAAGCUAACAUUAACGAUCGUUGGACCGUUUCAGACGAUAGGAAUAUCGUUAGCAAUCGAUUAGGAUUUGAUGCCGAUCAACAUCCAGGAGCUCCGAAUUAUUCUGAAUCGGUCACU